AUGACAGUGGUAAAUGUGUCAUCGCCGAAUCGACCAUCGCCUUUACCAGUCAAUCAAAGAGGAUAUCAUUUCAAUGAGCCAACUUAUGCACCUUUGCCUAUUCGAACACCCCAAAAGACCACAAUUUUUGGUGUGGAAACAUCGCCAAAUAGGCCGCCACCACCAUCUACGCCAAUUACAACAAUUGUCGCUCGCCCGAAAUUAUCACCACCGAAAGAAGGUGUUAGUUAUGAUGAGUUUCGAAAUGCUCUUCAAUGUGUUGUUGAUAAAAAUGAUCCACGAAAUGAUUUGCAAGAUUUAAAAUCAUUGGCGAAGGUUCGACUGCAAUUGUUGAAGCAGCUUUUGAAAGAUCUACAAAUCAAAUAGUAGCUUUGAAACGAAUGCAUCUUCGAAAACAACAUCGACGCGAGCUGUUGUUCAAUGAAGUUUCGAUAGAAUAUCAACAUCCGAAUAUUGUCAAAUAUUUCUCUUCGCAUCUCGUUGAUGAAGAAUUAUGGGUUGUGAUGGGAUACAUGGAAGCUGGAAGUUUAACCGAUAUUGUGACAACUACACCAAUAACUGAAUCACAAAUCGCAACAAUUGGUCGACAAGUUUUAGCAGCGCUUGAUUUUCUGCAUGCAAGACGAGUUAUUCAUCGCGACAUUAAAAGUGAUUCAAUUUUUCUGAAACGCAAAGUAUCGAAGUAA
Caenorhabditis angaria is the source of this 686-nucleotide messenger RNA. The record is from the annotation of a GenBank genome assembly. Lineage: Eukaryota; Metazoa; Nematoda; Chromadorea; Rhabditida; Rhabditidae.